AUGGAUAGGACCCCUCUACAUGAAGCAGCAGGGAGGGGAUUCUACGACAUAGUCAAACUGCUCGUUGAUAAUAAAGCUGAUUCGACAUAUGUUGAUAAUACUGGGAACAUAGCUGUUAAAUUAGCACAUGAUAAUGGAUACGAUUCUAUCACAAAAUGUCUAAUUUCACAAUGUCAAAAUAAUUCUGUAUUUGAAGAGGCUGUAGUUGAAGAACUUAUUGAAAAUAGUGGAAGUCCUCUUGAUAUCAUACUCCAAAAAGGAGUGUUACGCAAAGCGUUAUUCAAUAAAUCUUUCAAUUGCGUUUAUGAGGUUUUCAUUCAUAAUGUUAGACAACUUGCUUUACAAAGAAAUUGGAUAAGUUCCUUUAUUCGCCGAUAUCUUUUAAAGAAAAACAUUCCAGUCGUUAAAUGUUUGUGUAGUCACUGGACUGAUGUUGGUUCCAAUGGCACAGAUAUUAAGGAACUUCUUUCUUUAGCAUCGCAAAUGGAAAAUAUUGAGAUUGUAAACAAUUUACAACAAAUUCUUCAAAUAACUGAUAUCAAUGUAUGCGGGAAAAAAAUCUCUAAAUCGUAUGAGAAGGCACAGAAAAAAGCUCAUGAAGUAGGUCCAGAUUUUUCACAGAAAGAAAACAAUUUCAAAAACUUCAGCGAAGAUUUUGCCCUACUGGAUAGUGUGGAAUCAAAUUCCCCUGAUAUAGAAAUGCAUUUGGAAAAUUGCUUUACAAAAGAAUUAUGCAAGUCUGAGGAAAAUUUAACAUCAUUAUUAACUGCAUCAAACAAUGAACUCACUGAGAUUGUGAAAUAUUUUGCAGAACAUGGCGCUGAUAUUAAUGUAUGCACUCAUAGAAAUUGCACUGCUCUUUUCAUGGCAACAUCAAAACAAAAUACUGUUGCUGUAAAGCAAUUAGUGGAAAACGGCAGUGAUACUAAUAUAUCAGCUAAAAAGGGAAACACAGGUAUUGUAAAAGAUUUGAUAGAACAUGGUGCCAAUGUCAACAUAUGUUCUGAAAUAAAUUGUACGCCAUUACUAAUUGCCUCUAAAUAUGGACACAAUAAGAUUAUGAAAUAUCUAAUGGAGUAUGGUACCUGUUUUAGUGCAUUGCACACCGGGAACAAUACACCCUUAGUGUUAGAAUCAACGAAUUGUGUCAACCAAAACAGUUACAGACAAUUCAAAAUUCAUACAACUUUAGAAGAGAGUAAAUACCAGCCAUUACAGGAAAAUAGGAAUGAUUCAACUGUAAAGCCUUUAAAACAAAUUGAAAUUGAUACCAGUCAGUAUGAAUAUAUCGGAAACUGCACACCAUUAUUAAUUGCAACAAGAAACGGUCACAAAGAAAUUGUACAACUCCUAGUUAAACAUGGUGCUGACGUUAAUAUAUGUACUGACAAAAACACAACACCUUUGUUUGUUGCAUCACGAGAUGGAAAUUUCGAAAUCGUGAAAUAUUUAGUAGAUCAUGGUGCUGACAUAAACAUCUGUACCGAGAGAAAUUAUUCACCAGUGUGCAUAGCAACAGAAAAUGGACAAUCUAGAAUUGUGCAGUACUUAUUAGAACAUGGUGCCAAUGUAAAUAAUUGUGUUAAUGAAAAAUGUAUUCCGCUAUUCAUGGCAUCAUGA
Molecule: messenger RNA, 1620 nt
Organism: Saccostrea echinata
Lineage: Eukaryota; Metazoa; Mollusca; Bivalvia; Ostreida; Ostreidae
Product: kinase D-interacting substrate of 220 kDa B-like
Exons: 2
Coding region: 1-1620 (539 amino acids)
Molecular function (GO): protein binding
Source: RefSeq, a predicted model, not a curated record